UUACCGCUUGCGGUUAUUUUUCCCAUGUCCCAUUACGGGUUCCGUACCACAGAACCCACGCAGCGGCAGCAAUAAAGUUAUAAACUCUGUGCUGGUCUAAGGUCAGAUCCACUCUACACUUCUGCUUAUUUGUUAUCAGUUCGUUGUCAAUGUCUUGCUGUUGCUGUCCUCCGAUCACUUAAGGUGGUGAUGUCACUCACUAGUCACGUUUCCAUCUAAAAGGUGAUGCGAAUCUUUCGAAAGUUCGCAAAAAAGGAAUUCCAAUUAGGUGCGUUUCCAUCAAGUGGUUGGAGCGAAAAACUACUCCACUGCCCGGCUCGUGGACGGCUGGAGAAGAAUGGAAUGGUAACCUUCAUUUUACUUCUUAAAUGAAGUAGAAUAAUGAACUGUUAACCCGCGAACUUGGGUUAUGUUAUUCAGCGUUACUGUAGAGAUCAUGACGAUAGCUUAUGUAACGGGAGUCCGGGCGUGAGCAGGACCGAACCGCGCUGUAUGACCCAUUUGUUUCAGGUAGCCUAGUUUUGCACCAAAAAUAUUUGAAAACCAUGCAAGUUUCAAAUAACCCCCCAAAAAAUACAUCACUUUCCCAGCGCCCCAGUUGAGGAACCAUGCUCUAACUGCUCUCAGCUUUGACAAACGGGUGGCAUGUGGCUCAGAAGGUAGAGCUGGUUGGCUGGUAACCGGGAGGUUGCUGGUUCGAUCCCCGGCACCUCCUAGCAGAGUGUGGAGUUGUCCCAGAGCAAGACACCUAACCCUCAGUGCUACCGACGAGCUGGCUGUCGCCAUGCGUAGUCGACACCACCGUCGCUGUGUGAAUGUGUGCAUGAAUGGGUGAAUGUUAGGAAAUGUUGUAAAGCGCUUUGAGUGGCCACUGGUUAGAAAAUCACUAUAUAAAUGCAGUCCAUUUACGAUCCUCCACUUUAUAGAGGAUUCAAACGAGUAUUUCAUAUGGAGGCAGUUCUUCUCAUGUGACAUAUAUAAUCCAUAAAAGCACAUGAGUUCAAUCUGGUAUUUUGAAUAAAGGAGUUAUUUACAUGUAGAGUAGCUGCUCCAUUCUUCUCCUGCUGCCCGCGGUUGUGAGUUGACGACUCGGAUGCGGGGCCAAGCUCCCACCGGCCUACCGAUUGGUCGAAGCCACGCGAAGAUGCGCUCUCAUUGGUUGAUUUCAACGGGGGGGGUUGUUACUUCCUGAUUACUCUUCCGGCUUACAUCGUACGGAAAAAAAGAGAAAAGACGAAUGGAAAAACAUUGAGACUUAAAAAAGCAACUUCGGCCCCGAUUUCUCCACCAAAAGAUCCUAACCGACUAAAGAGAUGAGCUCCCAGCAGUUCCCCAGACACGGCAUGCCGGGCUCCACCGGAGGCCCCCAGAUCCCAGGUGGGGGAAACCUGGUCUCCGUGAACCAGCAAGGCCAACAAGCCGGCGGCGACCACGACAGCGGCCGCGACGGAGACCACGCCCCCCAAGACCACCCCCCCGGCGGGGGAGGGGCGUCGCUGGCCUUCCGGGACGACAAGCAGGAGACGGUGGUGGUGCGACCCUACCCCCAGGUGCAGACGCACGGCCCGCCCCAAACUGCCCCCCAGCCCCUCCCCAUCCAGCCGGGCACCCCGGUGACGGUGUCCGCCGCCCCCGUCCACCUGCCCCAGGGCCAGCCCCCCAGCCUGAGCGAGGGGCCGGUGAAGCUCAAGCCCCCCAUGCCCAGCCGCCUCAUCGCCCCGGCCCCCGCCUCCAACCAGGCCCACCACUCCACGCCCUCCAAGGUGCCUAGCAACCUCACCGUCACCAUGGAGAGCAGCAUCACACCCACCCCCUCCAUCCCCGUGGCAACCAUCAGCGGUCAACAGGGCCACUCCGGUAACCUCCACCAGCUGAUGUCGGCCAACAUCCAGAUCAUCCGCAGUGGCGCGCCGGUGCAGAUCGGGACCUCGGCCGCGCCCCCUCAGACCUUCGGCUCCCACCUCCCCCGUGGUGCGGCUGCAGCAGCGGCCAUGUCCGGCCCCAAGACGGUCCUGCGGCCCACGACCGGAACCAACUCCGGCCAGGGCAACGUGCCGCACAUCAUCCACCUCGAUACCAUCAGGACCCGCCCCCCCAUCACCACGACGACGGCCGUGCUGCCCACCGUGGUCGCCCCCAUCUCGGCCAGCAGGACCCAGUCCCCGGUCAUCAACCCCGCCGUGACCCAAGCGGCUGACAUGGUUCACGGACGGGCCGGCCUGACCAUCCACCCUCCCCCCGCCACCAUCAGCAUCCAGCGGCCGCAGGCGUCCCGCGACGCCACCACCCGCAUCACGCUGCCCUCGCACCCCGCCCUCGGAGGCUCCAAGCCCCAGCAGCCCCACGCCCUGACCCAGAAGUCCAUCUUCAGCACCAUGACCCCGAUGGCUGCUGCUACGGUGGCCCCCAUCGUGGCCACCAACGCCGUGCCAUCCACCACCACCAUGGCCCCACACUCUCAGAUGACCAGCAACACCAUCGUAACCAUGACGAUGGCGUCCCACUCCUCCCACGCCACGGCGGCCACCACCUCCGCCAUCCCAGUCGCCAAGGUGGUCCCCCAGCCCAUCGCCCACACGUCGCCCCGCGUGCAGCCGGACUACACCGGGGAGAGAACCAACCUCAUCCCCAUCCCGGGGCACAGAUCCUCCCCCAGCGCCGUCACCAUGGAGGCCCGCAGCGACAACAGGUCAUCGGUUCCGGUUCAGUUCCAGUACUUCCUGCCCGCCUACCCCUCUUCCCCGUACCACACCUACACCCCCAUCACCAGCUCCGUGCCCACCCUGCGACAGUACCCAGUGACCCCGCAGGCCCCUAGCUCCGCCCUGCCGUCCCCCGCCGGUGUGGGCGUGGCCACCACGGUCCACCUCAACCCCAUGCAGCUGAUGGCGGUGGACCGCAUCGGCCUGCAGUCGCCCCAGAUCGGGCCCCAGGGCCUGCAGCCGGGGGCCCUCACAGCCCAGGGGCUCCAGCCCAGCCCCAUGGGGGUGCAGGGGCUGCACGCGGGGGCCUCCAUCACCACCGCCCAGGGCCUCCAGCAGGGGGCCCUCACCGCCCAGCAGAACCAGCAGCCGAUGGACGCCAAGCCUGGCAUGGUCCUGGCGGACGGCUUCGUGGCGAGCACCAUCUGCAGCACGUUCGGCGGCGCGCAGCCCGCGGCCACCAUGGUGCAGGCCCACACCCAGGCGGUGGGCGGGGCCCACACCCAGGGGGUGGGCGGGGCCCCCGCGUUAGCCUCCUCCCCCCGGCCCAGCAUCCUGCGCAAGAAGCCCACCAAUGACGGGUGUGCCCGGAAGAACCUGAUGUUGGGCGAGCCCAACGCGGGCCGGUUGGAGGGCUCGGUGAGGGGCUCGGGGUCUCCCAGGCCGUCAGGGCUGAAGCCCAAGGCUGAGGUCCACGUUGCCAUGGCGCCGCCCGUCAUGGCGGCGGUGGAAGCCCUGCCCUCCCAGCAGGGGGCGGAGCUCCAGCAGCAGGCGGUGGCGUCGUCCCCCGCCCAGCACCUGUCCCAGGCCCCGCCCCCCUCCGGCCCCCCUCCCCCCCCCUCCUCCCAGCCCCUGGCGGUGCUCUCCGCCAUGAUGCCCGCCAACAUGGCCGUGUCGCCGCCGGUGCCCGCCUCCAUGGCCAACACGGUGGCCUCGCCCACGCAGCCGGCCGCCAGCAGCACGGCCGCCGGCGCCCUCUGCCCCGAGGUCAAGAUCAAGCAGGAGGCGGAGCCUAUGGACACCUCGCAUCCCGGUCCUAACGUGAGCGGGGCGUCGGGCAUGGGGGGCCACGGGUCCUCGUCGCUCUGCGGCCCCCCUCCCGGGGAACUGCUCCCGGGGGCGUCGCCGCGUAAGAAGCCCCGCAAGCAGCAGCACGUGAUCUCCACGGAGGAGAGCGAGGUGCUGGAGACCAACUCCACGGACGAGGAGCGCGGCCUGGGCCGGCCAAUCACAGGCCGCGCCGAGCGCCGGGAGUCCCCGCCCCGGGAGUACGUUGAUGAGGAAGGAGUGCGAUACGUUCCGGUGAAGCCCCGCCCCCCUGUCACUCUGCUGCGUCACUAUAGAAACCCCUGGAAGGCCGCCUACCACCACUUCCAGCGCUACAGCGACAUCCGGGUCAAAGAGGAGAAGAAGGGCUCUCUGCAGGAGAUGGCCAACCAGAGGGGCGUGGCCUGCAGGGCGCAGGGCUGGAAGGUCCACCUGUGUGCCGCACAGCUCAGACAGCUGUCUAGUCUGGAGCACGACGUGUACAGCCGUCUGUCCGGCCUGCAGGAGGGACUGAUGCCCAAGAAGAGAGCCGCUGCCUCGGACGACGACAUGCACCGCAUCAACGAGCUCAUCCAGGGCAACAUGCAGCGCUGCAAGCUGGUGAUGGACCAGGUGACGGAGGCCCGGGAGACCAUGAUGAAGGUCCUGGAGCACAAGGACAAGGUCCUCAAGCUGCUCAACAAGAACGGCAGCGCCAAGAAGUCCUCCAAGCUCAAACGCAAGGAGCGCGCCUGA
Molecule: messenger RNA, 4484 nt
Organism: Gadus chalcogrammus (walleye pollock)
Lineage: Eukaryota; Metazoa; Chordata; Actinopteri; Gadiformes; Gadidae
Gene: sap130a
Product: Sin3A-associated protein a
Exons: 21
Coding region: 1314-4484 (1056 amino acids)
Biological process (GO): negative regulation of transcription by RNA polymerase II
Cellular component (GO): Sin3-type complex
Source: RefSeq, a predicted model, not a curated record